AUGCAGGCGAUCCCCGGGUACAAGACGACCUAUCAGAUCCUGAAGGAGGGUUCCGGCGCCGCCAUCCAGAAAAAAAGCAACGCGACAGUACACGCCACUGGCGUGGUCAAAGAGUCGGGAAAGAAGUUUUGGAGCACCAAAGAUCCCGGACAGAAGCCAUUCUCAUACCAGGCUGGCGUUGGGAACGUUAUCACUGGCUGGGACCAGGGCUGUCUCGGCAUGAAGGUGGGCGAGGAAAGGAUGCUGGUCAUUCCGGCUGACGAGGCCAGCAUUGAAUUCCAGCAGCUGAAGAGAUGUAUCACCCUGGCUGAUGCCAGGGCUAUGGAGCAGCUGGUUUCCCUGCCUGGGGCAUUCCGGCGCAAGAUGGAGCGUCCGGAGCUUCUCCGGCGAGGCUACUACAACGAGGUGAAUGAGGAUGCUUGGCCCGGGCCGUUCGAGGACGUUUUCGUCUACAUCAUCUGCCAGGAAGCAGCUGAGCUUCCCAAAAUCAGGAACUAUAUUGAGAAGGCUGAUGCUGUUGCGACAAGGCAGGGGCGUGUCCUGCGACACAUCAUCUUCAACCUCAAUCUCAACAAGCUCAGGGCCGACAUCGAGUACUACAAGAAGCUGCUGCCCUUCCAGCCUGGCCAAGCCACCCCGAAGGUCCACUUGGAUUUCUUCUCCACCUUCAGAAAUGCAUACUUCAUUCGAUUUGGAAAGUACACGCAGACUGUGCUGCGAGACCCAUUCAACAUUAACUACGUCGGGGCCAUGUAUCAUGCCUAUCCUAGCCCCUGGCAAGUCUUCAUGCAGGAUCCAGAUGGAAACUACCAGCCAAUUCACGCAACUGACCUUCGUCCAUCAAUUACGUGCGUGAAGCGCAAGCUGCAGCGGGCAAAUAGCCUGUGGCGUGAUGUGGGGCUGCCGGAGGAUGAGAGCAAGGACGACGUGUACAAAGUGGUGGAUCUCAAGGCUGCCGGCACAAUCCAGAAAACCGUUCUUCAGUUCAUCAAGGAAGGUGCAGGUGACGCACUUUGGUGGGAGGAAGCCUUCGAGGAUGAAGUGAGUCGCAAGUGGCAGGAUGCAGGAUAUGCAGGAUAUGCAGGCGACAGGUUGGUAACGAUCCAAGCGCGGUCUUUCCUCUGGCAGGUGGACGAUUUUUGCAAGCAUGUGGAGCUUCACCUUCCAAAGGAUGGAAAGAAGGCUAAGCGCUCGAAGUGUGCCCAAAUGGGCCCACAUGGGCCAACACGCCAAGCGCAGGUGGUCUUUGCAACCGCUUGGCUUGCUACUGACAACGUGUUCGUCGUCGGCACCUUGGCAGCAUCUGAGGCCCUCAUGCGGAAGCACUUCCCAGAGAUUUUGACUGGCAGGGUUCUCAGUUACACUGCUGUGCCACCAAUGACUUGUGAAGGAAUGAACCUCGUUGCUAUUGACACCUUGCAUCUCUUCCCGACCACAUUGGAGUGUGCAAAGCUCGUGGAGGAAAAGUAUGCAAAGAAGGCUAUGUGGAAGAUGCCCAAAGGGAUCACGACGAAGGAUGAGUUCAUCGCAAAGUAUGGCGACUGCGAGGAGCUGGACUCCGCAGAUUUCGACUUUGUCAGCAAGGUGGAGCCCUUCCAGCGCGCUCUGGAGGAAUGCGAGAAGGACAUCCUGAUCACCGGCCGCCGGAUGGAUCAGGCUGCACAGCGCAUCAAGCUGGAUGUGUGGGAGGACCAGAAGCGAACGCUGAACCCCAUGGCAAACUUCAGCUGGCAGGACAUCAUCGAUUAUGUAGACAAGGAAGGUGUGCCAGUGAAUGCUGGCCACAACUGGGCCUUCCGCUGCGAUGCGCCGAUCGAGGCCACCAGCCGCCAUUUGCCGGACCUUCCUUGGACCAAGGUUGACUUGGGCAAACCAUUCUGGCGCUGCUCGGAGGCCGAGAUCAAGGGAAGCCCGCCAGCGGCCAUCACCUAUGUCUUCAAGUCUUUCGGCGACAUGCACACCACGGUGCCGGUGGAGCCCCACGAGUCCGAGCGCUCCGGCCGCUUCGUGCGUCAGGCGAAGACCGAGUGCGGCAUUCACACACGCACAACCUUCGCUGGCGCGCCACAUGGUGGAUCCCUGGUUGAUCUGAUGGUCAAGGACCCCGCCGACAUCAAGCGACUCACUGACAGCGCAGUAAAAUCGAUCGAGCUCAACGAGCGUCAGGCCUGCGAUGUCUUCUGCCUCCUCAGCGGCGCCUUCAGUCCCCUCACGGGCUUCAUGGAGGAGGGUGCUUACAAUUCCGUGGUGAAGGACAUGCGCCUCCCCGAGAAGCAGCUCUUCGGUCUGCCCGUGACUUUCGACUUGCCGGAGGUUGAUGGCAUUAACAAGGGUGACAAGCUGUUGCUCAAGUGGAAGGGAGAGAACGUUGCUGUAAUGGAGGCAUCCUCCAUCUGGAAGCCCAACAAGGUGGUUGAAGCCAAGGAGUGCUACGGCACGAGCAGCUUGGAGCAUCCAACCGUGGCUUCCCUGGUGCAGGAGAUUGGCAAGUACUAUGUUGGCGGCAGGAUUCACGGAUUCGAGCUGCCGAAGUUUGGCUACACGACGCAAACUCCUGCUGAGGUGCGAGCCACGCUGCCGGAGAACAAGCAGGUCGUUGCAUUCCAGAACCGCAACCCGAUCCAUCGUGCCCAUUUUGAGCUCUUGAUUUGCGCCCAGAAGGACGUGAAGGACUCCAUCCUGCUUGUGCACCCUACGUGCGGCCCAACCCAGCCGGGUGACAUUGACGGCUUGGUGCGCAUCCAGACCUACGAGGCAUUGAAGACGGAGACCGAGAAGGAGUAUCCGAUGUUCAGAUGGGCCUACCUGCCAUACAGCAUGAAGAUGGCUGGUCCGCGCGAGGCAAUCCAGCACAUGAUCAUCCGAAAGAACUAUGGUGCCACUCACUUCAUCAUCGGCCGUGACAUGGCCGGCACCAAGAGUACAAUUGAUGGAGAGGACUUCUAUGGCCCCUACGAUGCCCAGGAGACGGGCAAGAAGUACUCCGCCGAGCUUGGUGUGACGGUGACCCACUAUGAGAACAUGGUCUAUGUCGGGCCGGAGGAAGGCUACGUGCAGGACGUCAAAGCAGCGAACGUGGAAGCUGAGCCAGACUGGGCGGAUGGAUCAAUGCCCCAGCUUUGGGAGGUGGUUGGGGGUUCCGACAAGGGCGGCAUCCUGGUAAGACAAGGACGAGAGCUCACCUCUCCAGAAGAUGGCCGCCUUUCAACAGGAGCUGUGAUCUUAGAGGCGGAGAUUCAGGGGGAGCGCUUAAGAUACUCCCUGCUGAACGGCUCCGGACCUGAAUCCGGCUGGAUCAGCCUGAAGGUCAAGGACAAAGCCAUGGUUAUUAGGAGGGACGCCUGGAAGACAAAGGCCCGAGUUUUGGCGCUUCAUGGUGCGCCAAGCAACUCCAACAUCAUGAAGUUCCAGACUGCUCAGCUGCGAAAAGUAGCUGGCGAGGACUUCGAAUGGAUCUUUCCGGACGGCUGCUGCGCGUGGAAACCUUUGCCAGGCUCCGAGCUGCUGCACUUGGCUGAGCGCACUCCAAUGGAAAAGGCAAUCGCGAAAGAUAAGCCUUUUGUCCAGUGGUACUCACACCCAGAGCCCUCCGCAGAGGAGCUGGCAGUUGGUCGUGGGAAAACGAUGAGCUUUGAAAAUGUGGAAUACGAGAACGUAGAGGAUGCAGUCAAGUUUCUGGAUGAGUAUGUUUCAAAAAAUCCGGUCGACAUCGUUGUGGGAUUCUCCCAAAGCGGCACAUUGCUGGCCAUCCUCAUGAACACUCUCCGCAAGGCAAAUCGACCGAUUCCCUGGCUCUUCACCGUUUUGUUUUGUGGUGCGAUGAUCGAUGAUGCUCGCUACGCAUUGGAGGAGCCUUUGGCCAUGCCCGCGCUGUACGUUCAUGGUGGCGAUGCAGAUCCGUGGGGACGCCAUGGAGAGCGCUGCCUACCAUCAAUGUACUCCAACCUAGAGAUGCUUGAGCACUCCGAUGGGCACUCCUUCCCUUCCUCAGCGCCAAGGGCCUUGGAGAUCUACCAGCACGUGGUGCAGCGAAUGUAUGCAGCCAUGCUGAAGUUGGCCUCUGAGAGCAUCGCCAAGAGCAAGGGCUACAAGGUGGUGAAGCUCUCAGGCACCGAAUUCCGCCGACGUCUCCGAGCGGGUGAGGACAUCCCAGAAUGGUUCGCUUUCAAGUCGGUGGUGGACAUCCUCCGCAAGGCUGGCGACAGCGCCUUCUGUGCGUAA
Messenger RNA from Symbiodinium pilosum, 4221 nucleotides. The record is from the annotation of a GenBank genome assembly. NCBI's taxonomy places the organism in Eukaryota, Dinophyceae, Suessiales, Symbiodiniaceae.